AUGGCGGAGCCAGCAUUUCGCGGUACACUGCUGCUGUUGCAGAACCGUACUCGCCGCGACCCGGAGUCGUACCGUGACGAGUUCCUCGCUCAGCUGGACCACUUCAGGGCCUCCAGCGCCACCGUGCUCUCCCAGCGCAGUCUCAAUCCUCAGUUCAUCGCGGUGCUCAACUACGUCUGCCACGUUGGCCACUGCUUCCCAAAGGAUGCUGCCGUGAUCGUGAACAUCGUGUUGGAGCUGCUGCGUGCAUCCAAAGGGAAUGGCUUGCCAAUGGACUUGCGCCUGGCGCUCGUGAAGUCGCUGAUUCUCCUGCGCGCCAAAGAUCUUGUCUCGACGGACCAUACCUUCCCUCUGUUCUUUGAGCUGCUGCAGGAGCGUGACAAGACGUUGCGCAAGCUGAUCUUGACGCACGUCGUGAGCGACAUCCGCAAGGCGAACAUGCCGGGCGCGAAGAACGGUGCGCAGAUCAAUAAGAGAGCGCAGAACUUUCUCUUCUCUAUCAUGGCAGAGGACGACCCGGUUCAGGCACGCUGUGCCGAGAUGGUCAUGAUCGACCUCUACCGCCGGCGUGUCUGGAGCGACGAGCGCACAGUGGAGGUGCUCACCAAGGCGUGCUUCUCCAAGCACACACCGAUCUUGCGAACGGCGCUCCGCUUCUUCUUGCUUCAAAUGCCGAGGAUCACCUCUGUGGACGACGAGGACGGCGAGGACGGCGAGGAGCAGGACCCUGGCCGCACCAUCUCGAAGCUGCAGCAGAAGAUGAAGAUCGUAAAGAAGACAUCGAAGCGCGAGCGAGUGCUGAAGCGCAGCGUCCGUGGAGCGAAGCGCAAGUACGACCGGCAAGAGAAGGAGGAGGCGCUCUUCGCGAAGCAGCACGUCGACCCCGUCCGCCUACUGCGCGACCCGCAGCAGCUCGUCGAGCGUCUCCUCGCGAAGCUGCAGAGGACGUCGGAGCGCUUUGAAGUUCGCCUCCUGUACUUGAACGUGAUUGCGCGCACCGUCUCCGAGCACGAGGUGCUGCACCUUCCGCUCUACGGCUUUCUGGAGCGCUACAUGGAACCCUCCCAGCUGCAUGCCACGCAGCUGCUGGCCCUCUCCGCCACGUGCGUGCACGCGAUGGUGCCGCCGGAUGCAAUCGAGCCGCUGCUGCGCACAAUCGCCAACCACUUCGUUUCGGACCGCUCGUCAGCGGACGCGAUCACUGUCGGCAUCAACACGAUUCGGGAGAUUUGCAAGCGUCAGCCCCUCGCCAUGAAUGCCGACUUGCUGAAAGACCUCGCCGAGUACAAGAACCGGCGUGGCGACAAAGGUGUCAUGAUGGCGGCGCGUGCGCUCAUCCAGCUGUACCGUGACGUGUAUCCGGAGUUGCUGCCGGCGAAGCUGCGCGGCAGCAAGGCGGGUGUCGCGGACACAGCAACAAGGCCCGUCUACGGUUCCAAGCACGUGUACACGGACAUCCCUGGACUCGAGCUUCUGUAUCAUGACAUUGAGAACAACGCCGGCGACGACGAGAGUGGCAGCGAGAGCUCCUCGUCGGAGGUCGACUCAUCCAGCGGCGAGUGGGUGACCGACUCCGACAGCGAGGCUGACGCUGAUGACGUCGACGGUGAGUUCGUGGACGUCGCCGACUCUAGCGCGGAAGAGGAAGACGAAAGUGAGGAUGGGUGUCCUCAGCUGGUACCGGUGCACGAGCACGCCCACUCUGCUACCGACCGGACCGACGCAGACGGCGAGGGACCACACAAGCGCGCGCGUCUGGAAGAGGCUGCGCCAGUCUCGGUAGCGUCGCAGAACAGUGCUGCGCUCAGCGAGAGUUCCGCAGACAACGAGGAUGAAGGGAUGGACUCUGAUGGUGACGAGGACGGUGAGGAGGUGGUCAGCAACGAUGAGGAAGCGGAGGAUGAGAGCGAGUUUGGCUGGGAGGAAGUGUCGGACGAUGAGGAAAGCGAAUGCGAUGAGGAGAGCACAGCGGAGGAAAAUGAGGAGGCGCCCCUCUCUCUCUCCGCCGCCUUGGCCAACGCGAACUCCGGUGCUGACUGGUUUGAGGACCUCACUGACGGCAUGAGCAGCAAAAACGCCUCCUCGUCACCCCGAGCGGGGUCUGUCUCAAGCUCCAAGGCGUCUUCGACCACUUCCAUUUCUUCGUCACGCCUGCUGACGGAUAGCGACUUCCAGAAGAUAAAUCAGCUGCGCACGCAGCACGGCAGCCACCAGUCUCUGCGAGGCAAGCGCAAGGAGCGCGAUGUACGGUCCAAGAAGCGCCACGACCUCAUCCACGGCAUCAGCAACGACCUCGACGCACACGACAUCGAGCACUUCACCGAGAAGAAGCGCGAGACAGACAAGCAGGCAAAGAUCGAGCAGGCGCAGGAGCUGCGCAAAGCUUCCUCGAAGUUUGAGCUGCGGCGGAAGAAGAAGAGCAAGCUCAACUCCACGCACGGGGAGCACUCGAAGCGCGGCAAACUCUUCCAAAUGACGAAGCGUUCGCAGCGUGUGGCGGCGAAGCUGAAGAGCUCUGUGGCCGACCGCGCUACCCGCGCGAAGGAAAUGCAGAAGAAGGACAUCAAGUUCCGCAUCAAGCGCGGCUGGAAGGCGUAG
Leishmania major strain Friedlin is the source of this 2598-nucleotide messenger RNA. RefSeq lists its product as hypothetical. The transcript has a single exon. Bases 1 to 2598 code for a protein of 865 amino acids. Gene Ontology annotation, cellular component: nucleolus. NCBI's taxonomy places the organism in Eukaryota, Euglenozoa, Kinetoplastea, Trypanosomatida, Trypanosomatidae. The record is from RefSeq and is a predicted model, not a curated record. Gene Ontology annotation, biological process: ribosomal large subunit biogenesis; ribosomal large subunit export from nucleus.